This is a messenger RNA of Lachancea meyersii CBS 8951, 1230 nucleotides long. Lineage: Eukaryota; Fungi; Ascomycota; Saccharomycetes; Saccharomycetales; Saccharomycetaceae. The record is from the annotation of a GenBank genome assembly.
AUGGUUAAGGGUUUUAAGUUGAAACAGCUUUUGUCGCGUGAGAAAGAGGCCGCCAAAGAAAACAAAAAAGAGGCGGCCAAAAUCGCCCAUAAGAAGCAGGAAUUGCAGAAGUCAGAAGAGACGCCUGUAGUUGUCAGCCAUGAACAAGCUGUGGAAGUGAAAACGCCUGUGGAAGAGAGUACAGAGACUGGCAUGGGUGAGGAGUACCAGAGUGGAGCUUUGUCGAGAAAAGAACGCAGAAAAUUGAAGAAGUUAGAGAAAAAGUCCAAACUUGAAGAAGAUGUGGAGGAGGAGGGGGAAACGAAAUCUAGCAAUUCCAGGUUGGAACUAGAGAAGCUCGAGAUGAGUGAGCCAGAAGAUGAGGACGAGGAAGAAGAAGAAGAGGAAGAAGAGGACGUUGAACAGGAAGACAAGGAAGAAGAGGACGAAGAAGAAGAAGAAGAAGAAGAAGAAGAUGUGCCUUUGUCAGAUGUGGAACUUGACUCGGAUGCUGAUGUGGUUCCUCACCAGAAAGUUACUGUCAACAACGCUAAGGCCAUGAAACAAGCUUUGGAGCUGAUCCAACUGCCUUGGAACAAACACUCGUUCCAAGAACACCAGGCCGUGACAUCAGAAACCAAUACAGACGAGGGCAUGAAAGAUAUCUACGACGACACAGAACGUGAAUUGGCCUUUUACAAACAGUCUCUAAACGCGGUGCUACAGGCCAAGCAGAAGCUGCAGGCCCUGAAAGUGCCCUUCAAAAGACCUCUGGAUUAUUUCGCAGAAAUGGUCAAGAGCGACGAGCACAUGGACAAAUUGAAGACUAAGCUCGUAAGCGAGGCCAGCGACCGCAAGGCCCGCGAGGACGCACGCAAGCAGAGACAGCUCAAGAAGUUCGGUAAGCAGGUCCAGGUGGCCACGCUGCAGAAGCGUCAAAAGGAGAAGAAAGAGACUCUGGAUAGAAUUAAGUCGCUCAAGCAAAAGCGUAAACACAACGAAAUCGACGAAGGAGCAUUCGACGUGGGAAUCGAGGAGGCUGCAGGCCCUGAGAAGUCCGAAAAGAGACACAAACCCAACGGGAAAAGAUUGGCGAAGGAUGCCAAAUACGGCAGCGGUGGGAUGAAGAGAUUCAAGCGUAAGAACGACGCCAACUCGUCCAACGACGUGUCUGGGUUCUCUACUCGCAAGAUGAAGGGCAACGGCAAGCCCUCGCGCCCCGGUAAGAGCAGGCGUACCAAACGGUUCUAA